Messenger RNA from Uranotaenia lowii, 933 nucleotides. RefSeq names its product protein FAM136A. The transcript has 2 exons. The coding region runs from base 147 to 572 and encodes 141 amino acids. Gene Ontology annotation, cellular component: cytoplasm. The record is from RefSeq and is a predicted model, not a curated record. NCBI's taxonomy places the organism in Eukaryota, Metazoa, Arthropoda, Insecta, Diptera, Culicidae.
UCGGAGCCGCGUGCGUGACGUAACUUCGGUUUUUGUGAUCUUUCAUCAGUAACGUUCCACCGGUCGACUUUAUAUUGAAAAGUUAAGUUUAGUGAAGACAGCGAGGUUUUUAAUUUUUAAAUCUUAUUACUAUCUAAAGGCCAAUAAUGGUGGAACAACAGAAACAACGUAUUGAGUUGGAAUUGUCCCAGCGCGUAGAUGAUCUGGAUCGUACAAUCUUGCGUAAGAUGCAGGCAGAGAUGCAUGAAUGCGCAGCCAAAUGUUGCAGGGACAUCGGAUCAAGUAUGGAUUCGGUGCAACGCUGUGUGGAGCAUUGCUCGGUGCCGGUGCAACGGGCGCAGCAGCAUGUCGAACAGGAGCUAGGUAAUUUUAAUAAUCGUUUACAACGUUGCGUUAUGGAUUGUAACGACACUGUGAAGGACAAAAUGGGUCCUAAACCCUCGGAAGACGACAUUUCCAAAUACACGGGGAUAUUCGAAAGAUGUGCCAUCAAAUGUGUGGAUAAGCACGUCGAACUGCUUCCGGGGUUAUUCAAAUCGAUGCACCAGGUACUGGGGAACAAUCGUUUCUGAGGGGUUUCGUUUUAAUUUUCUGGCAUCACCUUAUCCCAGUAUGGGUCUGUCAAGGCCGUUACAGUUAAUACUAGGUAUGAAAAUGUAUUCAUUUUGAAUAUAAAACAAGAUACACAUUCUCUUGGUAGAGAUGUGUUAGAUAUCCUUUCAUCAAUUUUGUUUAAUUACUUAAACAAAAAUUGUCAAUAAUAUUAUAAUAGUUGAUCGAGGCAAAAAUCGAUGUCUGAAAUACCAAAUAAAUCAAAGGAAUAUACCUUGCAGUUAAGCGCCCAUUUUCACAGCAACAUCCGAAUACAGAUAACAUCUCUACCUACAAAAUCAUUUCAAAUAUGAAACAGUUGUUAUUUUUUUGAAACUUUUA